CUCACAAUACAUCCGGAAAUUAAACCAGAGGCCGAUAUGCAGAAGCCUCUUCAUCCACAAGUCUACUACUAUCUACGAGUUCCUACCGGGGAUGAGAUUCAUUCCUUACUAACACUAUCGCUAGAAGGAAAGCAGAAAGUACGCGAUCGACAAGAGCUUCAAAAUAUUCGAGAAGCACGAACGAAUGUCGAAGAAGUAGAAGAGUCACAAAAUGAAGGAAAUCUAAUUCCACUGAAGGAUCUGCAGGCUCAACAAGAUCAAGGAUCUGGCGCAUAUUCUUCUUCGAAGUCAAAAGAUGGGAAGAAUUCAGAGAAGCAGGACUCUUCAUCUUCAAGAGUUCAAGCUUCUGACUCAAAACAUCACGCGUCAGCACCUACCUUGAUCAGUGAAUCCGCUCAAGAGCCGAAAUCUAAAAAAGCUAAAGUGGAUGUCCCGAAAGGAAGAGUUCCGACUACUACAGCUUCGGUCUCUGUUGACAAAACUGCUGCGCCGAACCUUUCUAGUAGUACUAAAUGCACUAGUAAGGCAGGUAAAGCGACAAAAAUAGCUAAUCAAAGCCAAAAGCUUUCUUGUUCUUUAACAACAAAGUCAAAGAAGCCCUCAGCUACCACUAGUACUAGUACCUUGAAGCGGCAGCCUACUUCAUCUCCCAUCGUGGACAAGAAGAGGCAGAAACCAGAAAAGCCAGUAGAGGCGACAAAAGACGAAGGAAAGAAAAAGGCGAAGGCUAAAGCUCACAAUCUCAAUCAGAGGAAGAAAGCGUCUGGUGAUUCUUGGCUCGUGGCUGAAGAAGAGGAUCUCCGCCUUUAUUCUCCAUCUCCUCCAAAACAGGACAAUGCAAAUGCCGCUGCAGAGAUCGAAGCGGAGACUGGUUUUCUAGAAGAUCAAGGUGAUGGAGAAGACGCUGGCUUGUUUGAUCCAGACGAAUCCUUCGAACAGCACGGCAUCAUCGAUGAGGACGUUCAAGACGAUUGGGGAAAGCCCGAGUAGAUUCUAUUGAUUUUCUGUUAAAGUUAUCACUUUCUGAACCUCAAAAAAUGUUUCAUUAAAAAUGACCUGUAAAACGAGCUUCCUGAUCUCUUCCUGAUCUCACAUCUAAUCAUUAAUUUAUAAGCCUGUUUAGUUAAGAUCAGGAAGAGAUCAGGAAUAGAUCAGGAAGUCCAUUUUUGAGGUAAAAUCCUCAGAAGCGUACUUUUCAGCAGAAAAAUGGAGUAUACCAUGCGGGAAGAUCUGAUCCAACUGCUCAGUUUUGAGACCUCAGCUUUUGCCGUUUUGGGAAGCCCUGUUUCUGAGCCUCCAAAUCGGCAAAUUAUAAGGCGCUGGGACGUCUCAAAUCCUGACGUCUUUGCUAAUCCCACUUUUUCCAACAUGAUGAAGCAACUUUUGUCCUUCUUAUCGACCUCAUAGUGGGCGAAGAGAAGCAAUCUUUGCCGUGGCCCUUCUCUGAAAAGGGUCUGCUGAGCACCUUAUAUUCUCAAGAAUAGAUGCAUCAAAAAGUCGAUAGCUGACGCAAGCUAUACUUCCCGCACCUCUUUCUAUUUCUCUCUUUCCAGGUAAUUACUGGCUCGCUGGCGAGUGCCAGAACUGUGCAGUUUAGCAGAUCUAGAAUGGGAACUUCACUGACAAGGUCGCCGCUUCGUGUGCAGGAAGCUGGCAAAGAGCCAGGCGAGACCGAAGGAAGAAGUUGAGUUUUGAACUGGAGGAGCAGAAUCAGUAAAAGAGAUGAAAAUAGAGAAACAAAAGUCAUCUUCAUCCAAUCCUCAUAGUGUGAUAGAACUUUUUUUGGAAAUGAACUAUUUACUUUCUAUUCUGGUUUCAUACUUUGAUAUAGUCUAGUCUCUUUCUUCUGAUUUCUACAUCGAUUCCUAAUUUCAAGUGUUUCCUGCAAUAGUAUUCACAGGCACAGUAUUUUUGCGUAUUGAGAGAAAUUUUGCAAGCAAGGACUCGGUAUCUGGAGCGUUCUUGUGUUUCUUCCUCAAUGCAACAGACGCGUAGUAUUCUCUUGCGAUACCAGUAUGGAUGUGCGUUGUCAACAUGUCAGUUAGGCUAUUCCACAAGCAAGGCAAAGAUGGCGUUAAGUAGGAGUCCUGAGAUGAAGAAAUUG
Molecule: messenger RNA, 2104 nt
Organism: Amoebophrya sp. A25
Lineage: Eukaryota; Dinophyceae; Syndiniales; Amoebophryaceae
Source: the annotation of a GenBank genome assembly